AUGGUUCAAAGACAACCACCGAGGCAAGAACAAAAUAUAUACUCGCCUUACUAUUACCCCAGUUUCUCGCGCUACAACUACCCUUCAAAGAUUGGUGGUGACGAAGAAGUAUACACGGAACAUAAAUAUUCCUUUCCACGUUGGGAUGACGAUGCCUCCUGUACCACCCCCACAACUCCUCGUCCCCGUCUCCGUCGAGCCUCUCUUUCUGAUUUAUCUGAAGAAGACCAGGAUUAUUUUGAUAAGGAAGCGAAAGAACCUUUACAAACAUCACAAGCAUUGGAUGAUGAUCCCGAGACGGAACAGGAUAUCGAACAAGAAGAUGAAGGGGAAACAAGUUGUGAAAAAAUUCAGGUGGAUAUCGAACUAGCACGUCGCGAUCAAAAGACCGACUACGACCAGUUCCGCAAAGUUUAUGCAAAUUUGGAUGACGACCUUCGCGCUUUGCAACGCGAAAUCGAGGAAAUAGAAGCUGCUUGUUUAGCUAGAGGUUGGGAUUUAACAAAAGAUCAAGAUGAAAUUGUUCUAGAAUCGGAAUCAACUUCGUUAUCUGAUCUAUCUACAUUGCCAUCUUUUGGUCAACGAUACAGUAACAAGAAUAGAAUGAAUCGUUCUGGAAGUUUCAGUGGCAGCUCCAAUGGAAAUGGUUCGUCGAAAAGUCGAAGGUGCUUAGAAGAUGGAUGGAAGCAGGAAAGGGUACAUCGAAACGAAUGGAUUCGGUGUUGA
Molecule: messenger RNA, 726 nt
Organism: Acaulospora morrowiae
Lineage: Eukaryota; Fungi; Glomeromycota; Glomeromycetes; Diversisporales; Acaulosporaceae
Source: the annotation of a GenBank genome assembly